Messenger RNA from Rhopalosiphum maidis (corn leaf aphid), 2301 nucleotides. RefSeq lists its product as uncharacterized. Lineage: Eukaryota; Metazoa; Arthropoda; Insecta; Hemiptera; Aphididae. The record is from RefSeq and is a predicted model, not a curated record.
AUGUUUAAAUGCGAACAAUGUUCAUCGGUUUUCACCACGAAACAUAAUUUGAAAACCCAUCAGAAAAAACUUGAAGGUCUGCGGUUCUCGUGUACCUUUUGUCCAUCGACAUUUUCUUAUAAAACCGGUCUCAACAAACAUAAAAAGAACUUUCAUGGUAUCGUUAACGUUCCGGUUAAUCGUCAGCCUGCUCAACCGAUUGCUACACCGAAUGUUAGACAGAGCGUUAUACACUACGCGCCACCUGCAGAGAGUAUCCAGAUUGCACCUCAAAUUUUCGUUCCCGAUAUAUCGGCUAGUGGUUCGAAUACAUCGACUGACAUUCGUAUAUCUGAUGACGAUAUUUGUAUGUUAGCUAUGGAUGAAUAUGAAAAUGAAGAAGAAGUUAAUGCAGAUUCUUAUACAACUACGGGGUCUAACGGGAAACGUGUUUCAUCUGCUAAUACCAACUCAGCCGUUAGAGCGAAAAAAGCACGUAUGGAUAUGGUACAGUCCUCUGGAUUCCUCGAGAUUUCAUCGUCUGCAAACCGAAAAAUCGUAUGGCAUUACGCCAAAAAUAUCAAUAAUGUUCAAAUUUAUUCAAAGUUCCUCCAAUCGCUUAAACCAGAACUAAUAAAAAUAUUAAAAAAUUAUUAUAUUCAAAAACACGUCAUUAAAUUUAAUUUUAAACUCGAGGCAACCUAUAACCGACCUAACGUUUUAAACACUUCAGAAAACCGGGCGUUCAAAACAACAGCGAUUGAAAUGUUUCAUGAUAGUAAUAUAGCAGAGAUUAUAGAGAGAGCGUAUUUAAAAUUGUUAAACGAGAAAGAUGAGUACAGUGGGAGAGGAAGUGGAUUUACUUUAGAAACAAUAGACGGUCUAUUAUUGGCGGUGUAUAAAUAUUCACCGAUGAGUGGAUCAUCAUAUAUUAAGUUACCGGUAUGUAUUGAGUGGAAGCGAGGUACCAUAAAUCCGCAGAAUGCAGAUCAAAAAUGUUUCAUGUACGCGAUUCUCGCGAGACAUGUGACGGGGUCGACAGUAUGCCGUAUCGAGGGUAAUAAUUACAAACAGCAUGAAGAUAAAUAUAAUUUCAAAGAUAUCACCUUCCCGACACCUCUAUCUGAUAUUUCCAAAUUCGAGAGAAAUAACUUGAACGUGAGCGUAAAUGUUUAUGGGAUCGAAAAAAAGUUUCAACCACCGAAGAAAUAUCCGACGUAUGAAGUGUAUCCGUUACGUGUAGUCGAGGAAGAAAAAACCAAUCAUUUUGAUCUUUUAUUGAUAACAGAUGGUGAUAACUCUCAUUAUGUUUACAUAUCAAAUUUUUCCCGUCUCAUAAGAAGUCAAAAAACUAGACACAAUGGACGUGCAGUGUUUUGUAAGAGAUGUUUUACAAAUUUUGACAAUCAAAAUUUAAAAUUUAAAAUGUAUGGACAGACUGCGUUGGAUCAACAUAAAUUGGUUUGCGGGAUGCAUAAACCGAUAUUACCGGAUAUGCCGAAAGAGGGGGAUUGCAUUGAAUUUAAGUUGAGGAAAAAUACAGUUAGACAUCCAUUUGUUAUAUAUGCAGAUUUUGAGUCGUUGUUAGUGAAGACUGGUGAGAGUAUGGGGAAAAAUACAACAAUUAUUCAUAAACACGAAGCGAUGAGUUAUGGAUUUUUGGUAAAAGUGAGUGACAACGUACCAGUGGAACUUUUAGAGGAGUACGAGAUACCGACAGGACCGGUAUUAUACAGAGGAGAUGAUGAUCAUAAGGACGUAGCGAAACACUUUAUAGAAGCAAUAGUUGGAGUGAGUCGUAAAAUUGAGAAUUUGUUGAAGACAAACAUACCUUUAACUAUGACUAAAAACCAAGAAAAAACACAUCAAGCGUGUACCGAGUGUAAUCUAUGUAAAUGUAGUUUAGCCGGGGGUGAUAAAGUUAUGGACCACGAUCAUCUAACAGGAAAAUUCAGGCAAACUUUAUGCUCUAAGUGUAACUUAGAACUACAAGAUAGAAGUUGGUGGGGUAAAUAUACGUCACACACGUACGCAAUCAAAGAUCACGAGAUUACGAGCCAAGGAUCACGAGAUUACGAGCCAAGGAUCACGGGGAUCACGAGGAUCACGAGGAUCACGGGAUCACCAGCAGAACUCUCUAUUUCAUACUACUGUGGUGUACCAGAGCCAUCUGACCGCCCAUCGUCCUCCCCAACUACUAAAGAUAUAACAUUUGUCAAAGAAAUUUUCGAUAAACUUGAUCCUACACUUCCAGUAACGGUUAUUCGCAGAAUCUUCAAGAUUGACAAGAGUAUCAAUGAGAAACCAGACUUCUUAAAGUAG